GUACUUCAACGGCUGACGAUCACUUCUCCACAUCUUGGUGAGCGUCGCAGGCUGAGACAGGCAGUCAGGUAGUGUGGUCGAGCUUCAAACACGAUCACACGUAUGGACCGGCGCCCGUAGCGACCUGCGGGACUACUCUGUGCUCCUCCUCGCCACCGACGAGCCUGUUUCGGCAUCUUUCUGUGGGAGCUGCCGCUCUCUCUCCAGACUGCGUAAGGCCUCCCCGGUUGAAGAGGAGAAAAGUGGGGCUUGGUGAGGCGAAGGCGGUGGCGGUGAAGUGUCCUCGAUGGCAGGCUGGAAGGACGGCUCGGUGCAGGAGAAGUACCGAUUGGUCGUGGUCGGAGGCGGCGGGGUGGGCAAAUCGGCCCUGACGAUCCAAUUUAUUCAGUCCUACUUUGUCACAGACUAUGACCCCACAAUUGAGGACUCUUACACCAAGCAGUGUGUGAUUGAUGAAAGGGCAGCCAGACUGGACAUUUUAGACACGGCUGGACAGGAAGAGUUUGGAGCCAUGAGAGAACAAUACAUGAGGACAGGGGAGGGCUUCCUUCUCGUCUUCUCCGUCACUGACAGAGGAAGCUUUGAAGAAAUUUACAAAUUCCAAAGACAAAUUCUGCGGGUCAAAGACAGAGAUGAAUUCCCAAUGAUCCUCGUAGGGAAUAAAGCCGAUCUGGAGCUGCAGAGACAAGUAACUCAAGAAGAGGGCCAGCAGUUGGCUAGACAGUUGAAGGUCACCUACAUGGAGGCUUCAGCCAAAAUCCGUAUGAACGUCGACCAGGCUUUCCACGAGCUGGUUAGAGUAAUAAGGAAGUUCCAAGAACAGGAAUGUCCACCGUCGCCAGAACCGACAAGAAAAGAGAAAGACAAGAGCGGGUGCCAUUGUGUGAUCGUCUGAGUUAGCCUUAUCACUGUAACUCACGCUGCUACUCUCAAUUGCCCCGCCCACUCUGCCUGACAUCACAUCCCGGCGUGGAUGACUGACCGCUGCCUUCUCCACCACGUUGCAUGACACCAGACAGCUGCGCUCCCCAUCUCUCGGUUACUUGGACUCGGGGUCGCUGUGCCCAAAACGUGACUAUGAACGAGUGACAAUGCCAAAAUUAAAACAAAACACCACUCUACCUUCAACCAUAGCCCAAUUGGCAUGACUAAAAAUUGCCUUCUAAAUCAGCCUGACCAAUUCAUCUUUUGUACUCGGAAGGACUUCUCUUGCCUUGUAGUGAUUUGUACUUGCUGCCGAGAAUGAAUGAAACAAACAUAUAUAUACGUGUGUGUGUGUAUAUAUAUAUAUAUAUAUACAUAUAUAUAUGUAUAUAUAUGUAUAUAUAUAUGUAUAUAUAUAUGUAUAUAUAUAUGUAUAUAUAUAUAUACGGAAUGUUAACAAGUUCCUUUCAAGUGUCUGACAAAGCAAAGAGAUUAUUUUAUGAAAGCUUUGUGUGUUGUGCCAUCUUUCUCUCAUGUGCUAAUCUGCUACUGUACAUAUGUGAGAUUUCUCGUGAUUUUUAAAGUGUAUUUCUAAUGACUAUUAAAUCACCACAGUACAGUGUGUGAGGGUUGGUUUUGCAUAUAUGAAAGUGACCAUUUAAUGAUGUGUAUAUAUAAAUGAUGCUGAGACAAGCCCUUAAAACAACAGUUAUACAACUUUUAGAUUCUUUAUUUUUUUUUGUGGCUUCUGCUUCCAUCUCAAUUGCUAAAUAUAGAAUGUCUGAAGUCCAUCCAUCCAUUUUCAACACUAUUUAUCAUGUACAGGGUCGCGGGGGGUGCUGGAGCUUAACCCAGCUGACAUCGCGGAAAAGGCAGUCUACACCCUGAAGUCUUAUCGGUAGUAAGAUCCUCCCAUCCCAUUCUUCUUUCCAGGUGGUAGUUUAGUCAACAUGAUCAAAAUGAGAGGUCACAUGUCCUUGACGUCAAAAGCGAUAUGUCUAGAUUUGACCACUAACGUCAAAGCAAAACGAUUUCACCACUUGGUUGAGUUUAUGAACAUAACUUUUAAAGUCCCUGUAAAGUGAAAAUAGAUGUUUAAGUAAAGUCAGAGAUGUAUAAAAUGAGACGCUGUCGGUUUGUCCCUUGAAUGCCCUGAGACAAUGUCCCGCUCAACUGUCAAUCAAAUGCCUCUUUCAGGACCAUUAAAAAUGAAAGCCACCUGCAAUGGUGCUCAUGUUUAUCUUCAGUGUUGAGUGUGGGGUGAUGAAUAUGCUACACAAGGUGAAUUUUUUUAAAUCAUCUUCAAACGUAAUCUCUGAAUCCACUUUACAGGGUCUUUACAAUUCCAUCUUAAUGUAACAUGUCUGAGCAACAUUUAGUCAACAAAACCGAUGAGUCAUUCCAGUAACACGAGGGAUUCUUUGUAGCCUAUCCUUAAGUAACCAUGUUGAUCUGUAAUUGUUUUACCCCUCAGUGAAUUUCUGUUGGAAGAAAAACAGCAUUAAUGUGCUCAGCAGUGCCACAUGAACUCAAUGGACCUGCCACCUGUGGCUUCAUGUUCAGUACACACACACAAACACACACAACGAAAUUCUACUCUGCCUUCUCUACUGUUGUUGUCUUUCAUAUCAGCUUGUUUUUGAAGAUCAAGAAAAUUAGAUGAUGGUAGUAACAGGCUUGAUUAACUGUUUAUACUUUUAUACAUGAUUUUCUUAACUACUGUAGGAGGCAAUCUAUUAUUUUUUUGUGAAUAUGUGUAAAGCGGAGUAUUUAAUUAUCCUGGUUGUUCAAAGAUAACAUUGCCCCAGGUUUAGCCAAAUUGGAUUCUUAAUCAAAAAUACUUAUGAGGCUUACAAAUGCAGGUUGUAUUUAUCUUCCCGAUAGAGAAUGAAAUGCCAUGCCAGCUACGAAGGGCCCUGGCGCGCAUUGGCGCUUAAAUGGGCUCCAAAAAUGAACAUUUUCUAACUGCUGACAUUUAAAGCACCCAUUGUGGUAAAAAUGCUUAUGUACAUCGCAUCGUACUGAUUUGUUUCCCAUAGGAAUGUCUUUUGACUUGUGUUGAGCUUUUUUGGUGCUGAAAUAAAACCUCUCAUUGAGCCAGAA
Messenger RNA from Syngnathus typhle (broad-nosed pipefish), 3027 nucleotides. It is a transcript of the gene rras2, whose product is annotated as RAS related 2. The record is from RefSeq and is a predicted model, not a curated record. Bases 287 to 895 code for a protein of 202 amino acids. Gene Ontology annotation, molecular function: GTP binding; GTPase activity; GDP binding. NCBI's taxonomy places the organism in Eukaryota, Metazoa, Chordata, Actinopteri, Syngnathiformes, Syngnathidae. Gene Ontology annotation, cellular component: plasma membrane. The transcript is spliced from 6 exons. Gene Ontology annotation, biological process: signal transduction.